AUGGGUCAGAUCGUGAGGAGGAAGAAGAAAGGUCGUCCUUCUAAAGCAGAUCUAGCUCGUCGUUCCGGUCAAUCUCCGGUGACUUCUCAAUCGGACUUACGACGGAGCCGUCGACAGCGAAAUGUGAGGUAUAAUAUAGACUAUGAUGAUUACAUCGAUGAGGAAGACGAGGAAGAAGAUGAAGAUGAGAGAAGACGCGAGAAGAAGAAGCUGAAGCUUGUGGAGAAGCUCAACCAGGGUGUAGAUGAGGAAGAAGAUGAAGAUGAAGAGGACUCCGCGCCCAGUCGCGGUAGGCCGCGUGUGGCUCACGCACGCGCGGUUCAGUCUGAGAAACGAAAGUUCGGAAGGAAAAACGAUGAUGAUGAAGAAGAAUAUGAAGAGGACAGAGAAGAGGAGGAAGAAGAAGAAGUUGAAGAAGGGAAUGAGAAUGCAGAGGAACACGAAGAUGAAGAAGAAGGUGAAGCUGAAAGGGGUGAGGUAAAGGGCAUAAAAGUGGAUUCCAAAGGGCUCCACUCUGUUACAGGAACCCCUUUGAAGGUUCUGUCUGUGAUUCCGUUGCCGGAUAAGAGGACCCUUGAAUUGAUCCUUGACAAGCUUCAGAAGAAGGACACGUACGGUGUGUAUGCAGAGCCAGUUGAUCCGGAAGAGCUUCCUGAUUAUCAUGAUGUGAUUGAUAAUCCUAUGGACUUUGCCACGGUGAGGAAUAAGUUGGCAAAUGGAUCAUACACUACAUUGGAACAAUUUGAGAGUGAUGUAUUUUUGAUUUGCUUGAAUGCAAUGCAAUACAAUUCAUCCGACACGAUAUACCACAAACAGGCACGUUCAAUACAAGAACUAGCUAGAAAGAAGUUUGAGAAGUUAAGGAUCAACUUAGAACGCACUCAGAGUGAGCAGAAAUCUGAACAAAAAACUAGAUCCAAUUCCUUAGGUAAGAAUCUAGCAAAAAGGCCACUUGGUUAUGCUUCACAGGAACCCGUUGCCUCUGAUUUCUUCUCUGGUGCAACUCUUCCCACUACUGGAGAUGUACUGCCAAUUUCCCAUCCAAUGCAAGGUAUCCCUAGUGAAAGGCCUGGCAACGUUGAGGGCCUUGUGGCAGGGAAUGCUUUCUUUAUCGAUGCAAAUCAAGAAAAAGCAGAAGACUUUAUGUCAGGGAGAAGUCUUCUCUCCAAGAUGGGAAGGAAAUCAUCUGUGCAAGAUUAUGAAAGGAAAUCAUAUGUACAAGAUUAUGAGCGCCGUGCUACUUAUAAUAUGUCUAAUCCAUCAGUUACUGGAUCUGAUUCAGUCUUUACAACAUUUGAGAGUGAAAUUAAGCAGUUAGUUACUGUUGGACUUCAGGCUGAAUAUUCCUAUGCCAGGAGUUUGGCUCGUUAUGCUGCAACUCUAGGACCUACUGCCUGGAAAAUAGCUUCUCAGAGGAUUCAACAGGCACUGCCAUCUGGCUGUAAAUUUGGUCGUGGUUGGGUUGGAGAGUAUGAACCACUCCCAACCCCAGUAUUAAUGCUUGAUAACUGUGUCCAGAAACAACAUAGUCUGGCAACAACGUUGCAGCCUACUACUAAAUUAACAAAGGUUGGUAAAGAUGGUAAGAAUGUAGAAUCCACCUUGGAACAUCGUGUAAACGAACCGAUCUUUGAGGGAAAACAGCCUUCAAUUCGCCCUGGUAGUGGGCUAACAUCAGAAGGAAGACCAUCUUUGUUUGGCUCUGCUGGGUUAAGACCGAAUACUUCUACCAAUCUCACUCAUCCACAACCAAAUGUCCAAACCAGGAACAUUGGGAAGUCUGAGAAUACAGAUUUGAAACAAGUGGAGUUGAACUCUUUACCCUCAAGCGAUCAGAACAAUGCCAGUUUAGUUGCAAAACUUAAAAGUAACGCACCUGCAGCUGUUUCUAAACCUAGAGAGAUGAUACCAAGUAACAUGAAUAUUUUAACAUCUAUGCCUUUCAAGCAGCCAGAUGCUAACGGGGUUGUUAGUGGAGAGUUACCUAAUGGAAACGUCAGGAAUUCUAGUUUCAAUAGACGGAUGACUGCUCCGUCAUCUGAAAGUACAUCAACUCAAACAGUCAGAUCGGCUCCCUUUGUUACCCAUGGGCAAGAGCAGAGUCUUAGCGACCCAGUUCAGAUGAUGAGGAUGUUAUCUGAAAAGGCCCAAAAGCAGCAAGCUUCUAGUUCAUCUAAUCAUCCGCCUACCGAAACUCCACCAGUUCAGAUGAUGCGCAUGUUAUCCGAGAAGGCUCAAAAGCAGCAGGCUUCUAGUUCACAUAAUCAUCCCCCUACUGUAACCCCACCAGUUCGGAUGAUGCGGAUGUCAUCCGAGAAUGCUCAAAAGCCGCAGGCUUCUAGUUCAUCUAAUCAUCCCCCCACUGAAACUCCACCAGUUCAGAUGAUGAGGAUGUUAUCCGAGAAUGCUCAAAAGCCGCAGGCUUCUAGUUCAUCUAAUCAUUCCCCUAUAGAAACUCCACCAAUAACUCCAAAUCCACCGGGACGAAGAGAAGACUUGAGCAAUGCUUCAGCAGCAGCUGCCCGUGCAUGGAUGUCUGUAGGAGCUGCAGGGUUUAAACAAGGACCUGAAAAUUCUAGUUCACCCAAAAGUCAGAUUUCUGCAGAGUCAUUGUACAACCCGGCCCGUGAGUACCAGCAGCAUCUUUCACGAAGUAGGGGUGAGUUUCCUUCUGGCGGAAUGCCUUUCCAGUCAGAGAAGAACUGUUUUCCAUUUCAGGCACUUGUACCUCAACAUCAUGCAAUUGGUGUUUCACAGUUUUCAAACCGACCUAUGGUUUUCCCUCAACAAUUAGCAGCUUCCGACCUUUCAAGAUUUCAAAUGCAGCCGCCUUGGCAAGCUGUCCGGCCUCAUAGUCAACCAAGACAGAAACAGGAAUCGCUUCCUCCUGACUUGAAUAUUGGUUUCCAGUCACCUGGGUCCCCUGCAAAACAAUCUUCUGGUGUGCAGGUUGACUCACAGCAACCAGACCUUGCUUUGCAGCUAUGA
Molecule: messenger RNA, 2988 nt
Organism: Lathyrus sativus (Indian pea)
Lineage: Eukaryota; Viridiplantae; Streptophyta; Magnoliopsida; Fabales; Fabaceae
Source: the annotation of a GenBank genome assembly